Molecule: messenger RNA, 3755 nt
Organism: Neocloeon triangulifer
Lineage: Eukaryota; Metazoa; Arthropoda; Insecta; Ephemeroptera; Baetidae
Product: protein lifeguard 1-like
Exons: 5
Coding region: 1708-2703 (331 amino acids)
Cellular component (GO): membrane
Source: RefSeq, a predicted model, not a curated record
CAAUAGUAAUGGUUUUGACUUGUGCACACACAAUGAGUCAGUCUGUGGUACCUCAACAACACCUGUUGGUCGAGCUGCGCUCGUUGGCCCUUUUGUCCACGGCCACUCGAUCGGUGGGUUCUUGCAGGUCUCGGCCAGCCGUCUUGUCAAGAAUCGCUGAAGCCAACUCAUGGAAGGCUUGCUCAAUGUUGAUAUUCGCCUUGGCCGACGUUUCCAUAAAUCUCACACCAUGCUCUCGGGCAAUCUACGAUAAUUAAUAAAAAUUGUUUAACAAAUUAAAAAAAUGGAGGAAAUUUAAGUUACUUACUGCUUCUCCUCGCUCCUUGGCGACCUGUCUCUUGUCCUCCAUGUCACAUUUGUUGCCGAGGAUCAUCUUCUCAACGUCCUCAUUUGCAUGUUCGUCAAUGUUGCGCAGCCACUUGACAAUGUUGUCAAAACUCUUCUCAUUGGCCACGUCGUAGACUAGCAUAAUGCCCAUGGCACCUCGGUAGUACGAGGUGGUGAUUGUGUGGAAGCGUUCUUGGCCUGCAGUGUCCCAAAUCUGCAGCUUGAUUUUCUUGCCCCUCAACUCGACGGUCUUGAUUUUGAAAUCAAUUCCUGGGAACAAAAUAAAUUGCAACCAUUAAAAUUAAUUGCAUUAUUGUUUUCACGCUCUAGUUUGCAAUUAUUACAUCAGAAUAAAAGGAACUAUAAAACUUAAAAGUUAUUGUUCGAUUCCAUUCAUAAGUAACAUCAAAUCCUCUGUCUGAUUCUCCAGUAAAUAAGGAAAUCAAUAAAUAAAUGGGAAGGGAAUAUUUAUAAGAAGUCAUCCUCUGAUGAUAAAUCAUAAACCCACACACAAAAUCUUGAGCAACUAUGAGUCUGAUUCACCGACACGCCUUCGAGCAAAGAUUUUUGAAGUUAAAAAUUGACAUAGAUUCUUACCAAUGGUGGAAAUAAAGGUGGUUGUGAAGGCAUCGUCCGAAAAUCGGAAUAGGAUGCAUGUCUUGCCGACUCCAGAGUCGCCGAUCAGGAGCAAUUUGAACAGAAGGUCGUACGUCUUCUUGGCCAUUCUGCAAAGACACUACUCUGGUCAAGGCCACCACACUUAUCGAGCUGAAUUAUGCAGCCGUGAUGGCUGCAGGUGGCGUUUCGUACCUUGAUUGGUGUCCUUAAACUUCUCAAAGACCGAGUUACGCGUCAAUCCAGGUCAUAGCUGUCGAAAAUGCGGCUAAAUUUGGCAAAUUUUGGUUUUUCCUCAGCGCACAACAAACCAACACCCUCCUGCACCUUCGCAUGUAAUAAACAGGCUGGCCAACGAAUUUUGAGUUAACGUGAGCAGAAAUCCAUGACGUGACAUCGCAAAUUUUCUGUCCUCUAAGAAAAACUUUUAACUUAUUUAAUUAACUUGAUUAUUUUUAGUAAAUUGAAAUUACUACCACCUGUUAAUCCAAUUUUAAUUUGACCUAUUGCAAAAUGUUAUAUAAAACUUAUUUUUUUGCUCUGUUGGCAAUUAUGGAAUGAUGUCACCGGCCUCACGCAACCAAUCAUCGUCGAGAACCAAGUUACGUUGUUGCUUCGUUUUGUCUGGAAAAGUCAUCUGACCGUCCAUUUCGCUUUGCGCACGCCGAAUUUCGUCGCAUUUCCCGAUCGGAAAAGCUGCUGAACGCACGCAGAAUUUUCCAAGCGUUGACUUUUCCUGCUCCCGUCAACAUUUGAGAAAGGGUCAUGAGUUGGCAGCAACCGCCUGGACAACAACCACCUCCCACAGGAUUCUACCCUGGACAGCAAGGUCCUCAGCCUGGUUUCUUUCCCGGCCAGAGCUAUCCAUCUCAGGGCGGAGGUUACCCACCACAGGGAGGCUACCCACCACCAGGAGGCUACGUACCGCAAGGGGGUUAUCCACCUCAAGCGGGAGGAUAUCCAGGAGGGUUCCCUCCUCAACCAGGAUUUCCAGGAGCACCAGGAGGCGCCCCCUUUGCUCAACGCCCCGAGAUGUACGGAGGAAUGCAUAACGAUGCCGAAGACCCGCUUUCUGGGGGUGGUGGAUUUGAGUUCACCGACAAAUCCAUCCGGCGAGGCUUCAUUCGAAAGGUGUACAGCAUCUUGAUGCUUCAAUUGCUGGUCACCUUUGCUUUCAUCUCCGUCUUUGUGUUCCACACUGGCACAAAGCAAUUUGCCCAACAAAACAGAUGGGUCGCCUACGUUGCCAUGGGUGUGACCUUCGUCACCAUGCUUGCUAUCGCCUGCUGUGGAGAGGUGCGCCGCAAGGCUCCCAUGAACUUCAUCCUGCUUGGCAUCUUCACCCUAGCCGAGUCCUUCCUUCUGGGAGUGAUCACCUCCUUCCAUCAGGGAGAAGCUGUCUUCAUGGCUGUUGGAAUCACUGCUGUCGUCUGCUUGGCUCUCACUCUUUUCGCUUUCCAAACCAAGGUGGACUUCACCAUGAUGGGUGGUGUCCUCCUCGUAGCCGCCGUCAUCCUCCUGGUGUUUGGCAUCGUUGCCAUGUUCUUCCCAGGGAAGACCAUCACCCUGGUGUACGCGUCGCUCGGAGCCCUCCUCUUCUCCAUCUACCUGAUCUACGACACUCAGAUGAUGAUGGGAGGAAACCACAAGUACUCCAUCUCCCCUGAGGAGUACAUCUUUGCUGCUCUCAACCUGUACAUGGAUAUUGUCAACAUCUUCAUCUAUAUCCUGACCAUUAUCGGCGCUUCGUCCAAGGAUUAGUUAGCACCAUGUCAUGGAGAUUUGCGUUUUUAUCACUUGCUUUGGCCCUUACAAUUAGAGCUAGAAUCCAAACAAGCUGAUGCUCCGAUCUUCACAAGUACCAAAGCUUGCUUUAAAAAUUCAUGGUUUUCUUGUGGAUUAUAUAAUUUGACUGAACUGUUAAUUUUACAAUCAUUGAAAACUGAGUGUGCCACCAACACUUUGAGUGCUCAUUAAUUUAAAAGUGGCAAAGCCUACAAUUCAACGUUCAUUUUUUGUUAGUACGAGUGAAUUAAUUUGAUUUUAGGUUGCCUUAGUGAUUUAAAAAUUUCUUGACAAUGCUAUGCUAUUUGUCGUUAAUUGUUGUGAAAGAAAUAAUAUGAACACUUUUAAAUCCUCUCAUGUUAACUAAAAUAUUCUGACAUCUACUAUACCUACUCUAAUAUGAAUACGCUGGGAUCGAGUCCCAUUGCAAUAAGGCUGACAUGCUUCUCUAACCUUUGUUGCACUUUGUUUUAGUUAAUAGUGUUCAUGUGCAAGCUUGUGUGCAUUAUUCAAUAUUACUGAAUAAUUCCACAUUGUGAAGUAUUAAACACGUAUGCAGAAAUGGAACUGGCUUAAAGUUUGCAAGCCUUUCACUGUGCAUAAUGAGCACUUAGCAUACUUAAAUGCAAUCAUAUAAUCUAAAAAAAUAUUGUAUUUAAUGAUCUGUACCCUAUUACAAAGGAAUCUGGGAAAUUUGGACCAAAAUGGCAAUAUACGAUUUACCUUACGGUGGUGACAUUGUCUCAGCUAAUACUACAAUAGUGUCUAGAUUACGUGGAGUCUGAUAAAGGCAUACUUGUUAAUCCUAUCAUUUUACAUUACAUAUUUGCUACUUGAUUGUAAAUUGGUCCAGAUGUCCUUGAUCCAAUAUUUCAUCGAAAGGUAAAACAAUGGCUUUUUUAAUUUAAGAUUAUUAUGUCAUGUGGGCUUAUUCCUCCUUGGACUCUCUAAAUUUUCACUGUUUAAUUAGAAGAAUGAAAUGUAUUUUCCUCUUAUUAGUGUUGCCAAAUAAAGUGGACAAACACAAA